ACUACCCGCUUGGUUCUGACGCUACAGGCUCAAUAUGCCAGUGCUUGGGGAAAUGCAGAUACUCUCUACAUUUACACAUCUGAUAGUCUGGCUGAUAUCUCAGCCUCAGAAUCAUGUGUUAAUGCCAUGGUCAGCAAUGUUUCGUGCUAUGCAGGCUUGAGCCAGGCAGUCACCCAGACGACAUCAUGGUCAACCAGUGCACUUUCAGGAAUUUGCACCACUGAUUGCUCCUCCGCUUUGUCCAGCUAUGUCUCCUCUGUGAACGAAGCCUGCGGUACAAGUACUCAGUACAACAUUUCUGGCAUCUCGCAAACUGCCUCGGACAGAGGAAAAGAAAUGCAAUGGCGUUAUGAUGCAACCUGCUUGACUGAUUCGGCUUCGGGCGCCUAUUGCAACACCCUAUUCCAGAAUGCAAUUGCGAACGGCACAACGAACGUCAAAUGCAGCGCAUGCUAUUUGAACUACAUGUCAACUAUAGUGAACUCCAAAUGGGGUCAGGAUACUUUGCUCAGUCCUUCGGCCCUAAUGAGUCAAUUAUCUUCUUGCUCGACCGGCGGAUACUCUGUGACUUAUACACCGACCUCCACUGCCUCUUCAACGUGCGUGCAAGCAGUGGGUAACAUCAACACCUAUGCCAGCUACACAUCCAACACCACCAAAACUCGUGCAACACUCGCUAGCACCAUUAAUCCCAACGCGACCCGAACAGCCAACCAUAGCACCACAAACCUGUUCUGGUCAUUCCCUUCCGACCUGACCACCCACCUCAACCUGGACCCCGGAUUCCGCAUACCUCGCAUCUCUUGCGACCUACACGCUCUGUGA
Penicillium psychrosexuale is the source of this 825-nucleotide messenger RNA. RefSeq lists its product as uncharacterized. The annotation marks the transcript as partial. NCBI's taxonomy places the organism in Eukaryota, Fungi, Ascomycota, Eurotiomycetes, Eurotiales, Aspergillaceae. The record is from RefSeq and is a predicted model, not a curated record. The transcript has 2 exons.